AUGUCGUCAAAAGUUCUGUUGUGUGUGGUGGUGGUGGUCGUGGCUGGAGACACACGACCCCUGUACGACUAUGCUGCCCCUCAGGAUUCAGUUGAGUAUUCACCUCGGUCCAGAGAGGUUAAGUACGACUUCGGCUACGCUGUGAGAGACGACUUCGAUAACGACUUCGGCCACCAGGAGAGCCGCAACGGCGACGACACCAAGGGAUCGUACAGCGUGCACCUCCCCGAUGGUCGUCUACAGACUGUGACUUACUACGUGGACGGUGACUCAGGCUACGUGGCUGAGGUGACUUACCAGGGAGAGGCUCGCUAUCCAGAGUCACACGAAGUCAGGUCAUACGUCCCUCCAAGACCUUUGUACCGCGCCCCUGACUCGGAUGAGUCGAACGAGCCACCAGUCUACAACCCUCCCUCUCGAUCCUACGGCUUUCCCUAA
Molecule: messenger RNA, 438 nt
Organism: Cherax quadricarinatus
Lineage: Eukaryota; Metazoa; Arthropoda; Malacostraca; Decapoda; Parastacidae
Source: RefSeq, a predicted model, not a curated record